AUGGCGUCCCUAAAUAAAACCUGGGGUGAUCCAAACAACUAUGAACUGUAUUUCCACGAAAGCACCUUGAUUUUGGUGUUUAGCUGGAGACGCAAACCACAUUACGAUCCAGUUCUAUUCAAGGUCAUCCAACGCGCGGAAUCGGUCCUUGAACUUAGCUGGAUCUGUGGUGCGAUGUCGACAAGGAUUAACGCUCAAGUCAUGACCAAACCUCAGCAGGCUCUUAGAAGCUCUUAA
Sclerotinia sclerotiorum 1980 UF-70 is the source of this 237-nucleotide messenger RNA. RefSeq lists its product with no specific name. Bases 1 to 237 code for a protein of 78 amino acids. The transcript has 3 exons. Lineage: Eukaryota; Fungi; Ascomycota; Leotiomycetes; Helotiales; Sclerotiniaceae. The record is from RefSeq and is a predicted model, not a curated record.